This is a messenger RNA of Choloepus didactylus (southern two-toed sloth), 5378 nucleotides long. RefSeq names its product POU class 6 homeobox 1 (gene POU6F1). Gene Ontology annotation, biological process: regulation of transcription by RNA polymerase II. The transcript is spliced from 11 exons. The coding region runs from base 446 to 2293 and encodes 615 amino acids. Lineage: Eukaryota; Metazoa; Chordata; Mammalia; Pilosa; Megalonychidae. The record is from RefSeq and is a predicted model, not a curated record. Gene Ontology annotation, molecular function: RNA polymerase II cis-regulatory region sequence-specific DNA binding; DNA-binding transcription factor activity, RNA polymerase II-specific.
AAAAAAUCCAAGUAGCAGAAGGAGGGGAAAAACAGAGAGGGGGAGGGAAAAGGGGGGGGUCGAGGAAGGGGGGAAAGGCGAAAACUAUAUACCUGACCGCUCCCCCCGGCCCCCCGCCUCCCCUUCUCGCUUCCCGGCCGUCCCCUCCGCCCUGCGUAGCCCGCCGUGUCCCCUUCGGCGCUGCCCAGUCCGGGCUGGGGGCCCGGGGGCGGCGGCGGCUCCCGACCGGCUCCCGGGCCGAGCCGAGUCCAGCCAAACCGCACUGGCUUCUUUGUCUGCGGGCGGCAGCCGCCCCGGCCCCGGCCCCCGGCCCCCGGCCCCUGGCCCGAGCUGUGAGGUGAAUCUCUAAGCGGCGGCCGCGGGGCACCCCGGGCGAAGGCGGCUUGGGCUCCGGCUCCGGACGCACUAGGUGUGGGUCGGCCCCCACCUACCCUGACGAGUGGCCAUGGAUCCGGGAGCUGGACCAGAUGCAUCUCUGACUGUCAAUGAGCAGGUCAUCGUGAUGUCAGGCCAUGAGACCAUCCGAGUGCUGGAAGUUGGUGUGGAUGCCCAGGUCCCUGCUGAGGAGGAGGGCAAAGGACUGGAGGGUGUGGCCCCCGAGGGCUCCCAGAGCAGAGGCCCUGCCGAAGCCAGUGGACCUACUGGUGAAGCCGGGCCAGACAACCCAGACCCCUCUGCUGAGGCAACUGGGAAGUUACUCCCGGGGAUUCCUCCAAGCCCUGUCCCUGCCGUGGCCACCUUCAGCCAAGCCCCAAGCCAGCCUCAGGCAUCACAGACCAUGACGCCACUUGCUGUACAAGCUGCCCCCCAGGUCUUGACUCAGGAAAACUUAGCCACAGUUCUGACAGGAGUUAUGGUUCCAGCAGGGGCAGUUACUCAACCUCUUCUUAUCCCCAUCAGUAUUGCAGGUCAAGUGGCUGGUCAGCAGGGGCUGGCAGUGUGGACAAUUCCUACAGCAACCGUGGCUGCCCUCCCAGGACUGACCGCUGCUUCUCCUACGGGGGGAAUUUUCAAGCCACCUUUAGCCAGUCUCCAAGCAGCUGCUGUGCUGAACACCGCUCUCCAGGCACCCGUACCAGCUGCCCCACCAGUACAGGCCUCCUCUCUGGCCCCACCCCGGCCACCAGCCCAGCCCCAGACGCUGUUCCAGACCCAACCGCUGCUGCAGACCACGCCUGCUAUUCUACCGCAGCCCACUGCUGCCACCGCCGCCGCCCCCGCCCCCGCCCCCAAGCCAGUGGACGCCCCCCCACAGAUCACCGUCCAGCCUGCAGGCUUCGCAUUUAGCCCAGGAAUCAUCAGUGCUGCCUCCCUUGGGGGACAGACCCAGAUCCUCGGCUCCCUCACUGCAACUCCAGUCAUUGCCAACGCCAUUCCCAGCAUGCCAGGGAUCAGCAGUCAGAUCCUCACCAAUGCUCAGGGACAGGUUAUUGGAACACUUCCGUGGGUAGUGAACUCGGCUAGUGUGGCAGCCCCAGCCCCAGCUCAAAGCCUGCAGGUACAGGCUGUGACCCCCCAGCUGUUGUUGAACGCCCAAGGCCAGGUGAUUGCGACCCUGGCCAGCAGCCCCCUGCCACCGCCCGCUGCAGUCCGGAAGCCAAGCACGCCUGAAUGUCCUGCCAAGAGUGAGGUGCAGCCCAUCCAGCCCACGCCAGCAGUGCCCCAGCCUGCUGUGGUCAUCGCCAGCACAGCCCCAGCGACCAAGCCAUCUGCUUCUGCUCCCAUCCCAAUCACCUGCUCAGAGACUCCUACCAUCAGCCAGCUGGUAUCCAGCUUAGAGCCGCAUACUCCAAGUCUGGAUGAGGACGGGAUCAACUUAGAAGAGAUCCGGGAGUUUGCCAAGAACUUUAAGAUCCGGCGGCUUUCCCUGGGCCUCACACAGACCCAAGUGGGUCAGGCUCUGACUGCGACAGAAGGCCCAGCCUACAGCCAGUCGGCCAUCUGCCGGUUUGAGAAGCUAGACAUCACACCCAAGAGUGCACAGAAGCUGAAGCCGGUGCUGGAGAAGUGGCUGAAUGAGGCCGAACUCCGGAACCAGGAAGGUCAGCAGAACCUGAUGGAGUUUGUGGGAGGCGAGCCGUCCAAGAAACGCAAACGCCGCACCUCCUUUACCCCCCAGGCCAUAGAGGCUCUCAAUGCCUACUUUGAGAAGAACCCGCUGCCCACAGGCCAGGAGAUCACGGAGAUUGCUAAGGAGCUCAAUUAUGACCGUGAGGUUGUGCGGGUCUGGUUCUGCAAUCGGCGCCAGACACUCAAGAACACCAGCAAGCUGAAUGUCUUUCAGAUCCCUUAGGGCUCAGUCCCCAGCCCUGUGUUCCAGCACUUUGUAAUUCUCCCUUGGGGCCCGGCUGCAGCCACUGCUGUGUUACCACCUAUCAUUUGGGCACAUGCAGCUGUGCUUGUCCCAAGUCGUGAGGCUCCACUGUGUGCAUGUGGAUCGGAUGCCUUCCUCCUCUCCCCUACAUCUCUCACACCAUGGGGGGAGCAGGAGGCCCCACUAAGAGCUCCAAGCUCCGGCCUGGUCACACCAAGGGAGGGCAUUUGUAGUGUCACUAGAGAAGCACUUUGCUAAUGUGGUUUCUGAAGGGUGAAUUCUGGUAGGGAGGCAGAAACUCCCCCUCUUUAGGGCAGGGUUAUAGCAGCUCCUAAGGACCACUGGCCAUUAGCUCUGGUUUUCAUUGACUUUCACUCUCCACCCCCUCUUUUCUCCUCUGCUCCUCUGUGUGUGUGUGUGUGUGUGUGUGUGUGUGUGUGUGUAUGUGCGCCAGGUAUGGCAGCUCAUCUGGAAGCAUCACCAUCUCCCUUGCCUAUAGGCAUAUUGCCCCCUUAAAAAGACCCAUGAGAAAAAAUUCAUAAAAGUGUAAUCUGCUGCUCAGAAGGUCAGACUCAGUGUCAGCCUUGACCCCACAGUCAGAAGGUUCUCACAGCCCUGUGACCAGAACAUAUAACCUCCUCUCCCACCUCUCUCCAGUUCCUCUGCUAGAGGAUAGAGUCGGGGGAGGGGCACUGCACUAAAGCAUAAGCUUCUCUUUUUUAAAAUCCAUGUUGGAAGGAAGCAACAAUGAACUCUGCUUGUCCUGGAGUUGAGCAGGGUCUGCUGCAGGUCAAGAACUAAGUAAAUAAGGCGAUCCUCCCAGAUUUUAAUUUAAUCCCUGUGCCUGGCCACCUUCCCCUAUAAAAACAAUGCAGGAUAGGAGAACUUGUAGCCUGGAAAAUCCCACAGCCUGAACAAGCAGGCAACUGGGGAAAAAAAGAAAAAAAAAACUGAGGAAAGGAAUGCUGACUCUUUCUCUCUUGUCCCCACACCCACCACUAACCCAAUACUGGCCUUCUCAGGAGGAGGAAAUUAAACAACAAACCAGACAGCAAGGCCCUGGGGGAAAGGACAAAAUCCAGAAAGAGCUGAUGGUAGCCCAGAAAAUUCUCUUUUGGAAGAUGUCAACUCUAAUUUUCUUUGUAACUUUAAACUUUGGAUACUGGCAAAAGAAUCUUGUUUUGUCCAGAGUCUUAGACCAUGUAUGUGUGUAAGCAAUCUCCCCAGUGCUUCUCUGAGUCAAGAAUACCCCAGUGUCAGGAUGGAUUUUGCCUCUGGGGGGUGUUGUGAAGGCCCAUUGGGGGUUGGCAUCUCAUCUACACUACUGGGUUUGGGCUGGGCAGCCCUAGGACUCAGUACGUGACUCCAGAAGGUCAGGAGGGAACCAAGAAGCUUGUUUGCCUAGAUGAGCCAGACUUGCUGUAUAGACUGUUCUUGAAGGGCCUCAAUCACAGGGGUCAGCUCUCCCCUCUUUCCACCAUUUGUCCUUACAGAGCCAGGUCUCUGGCAACUGCUGUCCACUGUACUUUAGGGGGUACAUCCUGGAGGAGAGCCCAGCAGGCCACGGGCACAACCCCACUUCCAUCAGUCACUGGUGCAGAGCCACCUCCUAGCCUGGCUUCCUCUGGCAUGUUCCACUUUCUUUCCUGCCUACCACUGGUCCCUCUUGGGCCCUGCAAUGGCCACCUUCUUGGAAGCCCAGCCAGUGAGAGAAGGACAGUUGUGUGCUGAAUUACCCUACCUUCACCCCCACCCCACCCAACCAAACCUGCCGGAGUGUGGUGGUGGGGUGGGUGGGAAUGGGAGCUGAGGUUGCAGGUGGGGGCACCUCGCCUGACCCUGCCUCCCAAGAGAGAUUAUGUCUCAUGGGGGAAGCUUCACAGCCUCUAGUUAGGGUUAUCGACCUGCCUUGAUGAGAUGAUGCUGGGAGCUCACUCGGGAGGGGUAUUAUAAACCAAGAGUUCAGUAGAAAUAGUUAAAUUCCUGAAGUUUAUAAAGGACUCAGUGACUUACACCUUAAUAAAUUGGAGAGAUUCAGAUUCUUGCCUUCAAACACUUGCAUUCAGAUAUGCUUUCUUUUUUUGGAGAGACAAGUGGGUCACAGCUGGUGCCCUGGGAGUAGCAUGUAAUCCAGGGUGUGUCCAUGGCAGUGGUCCUGCAGGAGGACACCAUCUGUCUGGUAUCAUGGCAGGAAAAAGACCAUGAACUCCUGGUCUAAAUUAGGCCUGCUCACGCUUUCUCAGCCUCUCCUGCAUCUAAAUUUGUCUUCCCAAGGCUAGGCGAGAACUAAACCAUCUUCCCCUCUGCAGGAAGGAUGGGUCAGUCUUCCGAGGAACAAUACCAGGGGCAGAAUGUUUGCAGGCCAGAUUCCUCAAGCAGGGGGCUGCAGGAGGCUGCCAGGGUGGUGUCCUUGAAGGGUACCCAAAGCCCACCUCACCAGCCUGUGAUCUCUUCCCCUGUUCCCGGACCCACUGAAGAGCUACAGGGAUGCAACUGGGGCCUGGGCUGCUUGCUUCUGUGGUUUGUUGUUUUGUUUUGUUUUUGGAGGGGGUUGGUAGUAUCAGGUUCCUGAGGGAGUUGAGAUAAACUUUGCUUUGAAAGCACCUUUAUGGACUUAAGCCAGAGCUCAGCAGUUCCUUUGCCAUGGAAAGGCAGGAGAAAGAGCAGAGAUGGUUUCACUGUUAGCAUGCGUGGUUUUGUUUGUUUCUUGUUUUAAAUGAAAGAAGGACCAAAUCUUCCUGUGGCCUAGCGAACCAGCUGGGGCCUCUGGCGCUGCAAUAACUAUGGCAUUUUAUCCUGGUGGGUCCAGGGAAAGAAUUCAGCCAAACAGACUGAGUUUGAAAUGAGAGACCCUGACAUUUGUGUUCCUGGAAAUCCAGCUACCUUUGAGGCCCAGAGUUCCUUCCCGCCUCAAAGGCCAGGCUCUGACACCGAGGUUCUGACGCUACCCCUCACCCCCAACCAAGGACAAGGGCUGAGGGCUGGAGGGAGGGGAAGGAAGGGGAGAACGGGGAAGAAGCACUGGAUGUAGUUGUGUGGAAUAAACAGUAUUUUUUCUUUUGUA